AGGCAGCCCUUUUUUUUAUAAGAGGAUUCGGUAGCUUGGAGGUUGGCGCACUUUAGGUCAGCAGCCAUGGAUGCUACUAAGGUUGCAGGGUGUUUCAAGGAUAGGACCAUCCUCGUCACCGGCUCGACCGGCUUCUUAGGAAAAUUGCUGGUGGAGAAGAUACUGCGAGUUGAGCCAGGCGUGAAGAAACUCUACCUGCUGGUGCGUGCGCCCGAUGAUGUGGCUGCCGAGCAGCGUAUGCUCCAUGAGAUUAUAGGGAAAGAACUCUUUAGCGUUCUGCGAGAAGAACAUGGAGCUGAUUUCCAGUCCUUCAUCAAAGAGAAGAUAUCCCCUUUAGCUGGGGACAUGAUACAUGAGAAUCUUGGCCUUGAGAGCACCCAAGCCAAGCAGCUGUUCGAGGAGAUUGAUAUUAUCGUCAACGGAGCUGCAACCACUAAUUUCUACGAGAGGUAUGAUGUUGCCUUGGCAUCCAACACCUUGGGAACCGUAAAUAUAUGCAAGUUCGCAAAGCAGUGUUCUCACCUCAAGCUGCUCCUUCAUGUUUCCACAGCCUACGUAGCUAGCUGUAAGCAAAAAGGCCGGAUACUAGAGAAACCGCUCCAGAUGGGCCAAACACUAAAGAAGGGUCGCUGCAUCGACGUCGAAGCAGAGCUAGAUUUAGCUAAUGAUGUCAAAGCAAAGCUUGUGAAGACUCGUUCUGGUAACGACACCUCUCAUCAGAAGCUACAAAAGGUAGCCAUGAAGGAACUCGGCUUGAAGAGGGCUAAGUACUUUGGGUGGCCCAACGUCUAUGCGUUCACCAAGGCUAUGGGAGAGAUGCUGCUUGGCACCAUGAGGGGAGACCUCCCUGUUGUCAUAAUGCGGCCAAGCAUCGUAAUAAGCACUUUUCAGGAUCCAUUUCCUGGAUGGAUAGAAGGAAUCAGGACAAUGGAUGUUAUGAUUGCUGCUUCCUACGAGCAAAAACUUCCGUGUUUCAUAGGCGGUCACGUACUUGAUUCGAUACCGGGAGACAUGGUGGUUAAUGCUACAAUGGUAGCCAUGGCCACUCACUACGACUGUUCGGGAACUCAAGUAGUCUACCAUGUGACCUCAGCACUCCAAAAUCCACUGUCAUGCAAUCUUCUAGAGGAAUCAGUAUAUGGGUACUGCUUGAUCAAUCCUCGUGUGAGGGACGACAAGAGGACCAUGCAACAUGAAAGGCCUAUGUUGUUCAGUAGAUAUGCAUAUUUCCAUGCCUAUAUGGUUCUAGCAUACAAGACACGACUCCAGGUGCUUUAUCUAGCGAAUCGUCUAUUACUUUGUGGGCGCUUCACAGAGUAUCACAAUAAACUCAACAGGAGCUUGAAUUGCUUGAUGUUUAUGGCCAAGCUUUAUGCCCCAUACGUCUUCUUCAAGGGAUGCUUUGAUGACACGAACCUGAGAAUGCUGCGGGGGACGACAGGGAAAGAGCAUGGUGAUGGAUCCGUGUUCAACUUUGAUCCCAAUUGCAUCAACUGGAGAAUGUAUAUGUUCAACACCCACAUCCCGGCUGUUCUCAAGGUGGCAGCCCACAUGAAGAAAGAAGGCACUGCAUGAUAUGUAUCGGUUGAUCUUUGCGCGAAGGAGGUCCUUGCUAUCAUGAUAUUGCACUAUAUGGCGGUGGUUGGGUGGAAAACUCAUGCAAAGGCUUGAAUAAACCUAGCUACUUAUAUAUUCCUUAAUUCAUUUAUAUAUGACGUUGAUCAGUUUAAUUUUGAGCAAGCCAGCGUCAUAUAUAAACGAAUGGAGGUAGUAUAAACAAUUUAUAUUGUACUUUACAAGCGUUACCUUCUAAAUCGAGCUAUUUUUAGAUAUGAAGUAUAAACGGUAUGUACCAAGGACAUGGUUGUAAAAGAAAAGGAAAAAGAUAUAGAAUAAAAUAAAAGAUGAUAUCCUACUUGCAUGUUUGUGCUUUA
Molecule: messenger RNA, 1934 nt
Organism: Setaria italica (foxtail millet)
Lineage: Eukaryota; Viridiplantae; Streptophyta; Magnoliopsida; Poales; Poaceae
Product: alcohol-forming fatty acyl-CoA reductase
Exons: 10
Coding region: 67-1575 (502 amino acids)
Biological process (GO): long-chain fatty-acyl-CoA metabolic process; suberin biosynthetic process
Cellular component (GO): intracellular membrane-bounded organelle
Molecular function (GO): alcohol-forming very long-chain fatty acyl-CoA reductase (NADP+) activity
Source: RefSeq, a predicted model, not a curated record